This is a messenger RNA of Hypomesus transpacificus, 2692 nucleotides long. RefSeq names its product asparaginase homolog (S. cerevisiae) (gene aspg). Gene Ontology annotation, molecular function: protein binding; asparaginase activity. The transcript is spliced from 16 exons. The coding region runs from base 150 to 2024 and encodes 624 amino acids. Gene Ontology annotation, biological process: amino acid metabolic process. The record is from RefSeq and is a predicted model, not a curated record. Lineage: Eukaryota; Metazoa; Chordata; Actinopteri; Osmeriformes; Osmeridae.
CCCUGUUUCUGUUUCAAUAAAAGGGAGAAAAUAUACCAUUCGGCAGCAUCUUGGUUGAUCUGUCACUGAGAACGCGCAUAUGAAUUAUAUCAACGGUGUAGCUUGUUUCAGUCGCUUGACGCAGUGAACCACCUGACAGACUAGAAUUAAUGGCGGAAAUGAAGAGUACCUCAGUAAGUGACAUGACCUCGCUCGCUAGAGCCUUGUCUUCUUCAGGUUCCCACGAAAGGGACCAGAAUGAUGAAUUUCACUCUCAGACUAAUUUUGGUCGAGGCAGUGUGCCGCAUCUCGGCCGAAAAAGAAAGUUGAUGGGUUGCGGAAACGCGGUCCACUCCUGUGAAGAAGUGUGUGUCCUUGUCAUCAACACCGGAGGAACCAUUGGAAUGACACUCAAGGAUGGCGUUCUAGAACCAGAACCUAAUGCUUUUGUGAAAAACCUCAAGAAGCUCAUCAUGUUCCAUGAUGAAGACUACGCCCAGAAGACUAAACUGUACGAUUACUACGAUUUUCCAGAGAGCACGCUGGUCCUGCCAAUGUGUAAAGACAACAAGAGGAUUGUCUACACCAUCUUAGACUACAAUCCCUUGCUGGACUCGUCUAACAUGACCCCGAAAGACUGGGGGACGAUCGGGAAGGACAUCGAGAAAUACUACGAGAAGUACGACGGCUUCGUGGUCCUCCACGGGACCGACACCAUGGCGUACACGUCGUCAGCUCUGUCCUUCAUGUGCGAGCACCAGGGCAAGCCUGUGAUCCUCACCGGCUCCCAGGUGCCGAUCUACGAGAUGAGGAACGACGGCAGAGGGAACCUCAUGGGGGCACUGAUGAUCGCUGGUCAGUUUUACAUUCCUGAGGUGUGUCUUUACUUCAAUAACAAGCUCUACCGAGGGAACCGCAGCACCAAGGUGGACUCUGGAAGAUUCCAUGCCUUCUGCUCUCCCAACCUGGGUCCUCUGGCCGACGUGGAAGUGGACAUCAAAAUAAACUGGGACACGGUGUGGAGGCCCAACACCACUGAGCGCUUCCGGGUCAGACCGGAGGUCAACCGCAACGUGGGUCUCCUCAGGCUGUUCCCCGGCAUCACCACCCAGACCGUGAUCGCCUUCCUCCAGUCACCCCUAGAAGGCGCUGUCCUGGAGACCUACGGCAGCGGAAACGCCCCCGACAACCGUCCAGACCUGCUGGCGGAGCUGAAGAAGGCCACCGAUCGCGGCGUCAUCAUCAUGAACUGCACCCAGUGUCUGAGGGGCACCGUAAACCCAACCUACGCUACCGGCAAGGUCCUGAUGGACGCAGGGCUGAUCCCGGGUCGUGACAUGACCCCCGAGGCGGCCCUCUGCAAGCUGUCCUACGUGCUGGCCCGGACCGAGCUCAGCCUGGAGGACAAGAAGAAGAUGAUGAAGCAGAACCUGCGAGGGGAGAUGAGUGCUGACCUGGCAGGGGCCAAGCUCUCCAUGAGUGACAGUCGCUUCAUCCAGGUCAUCGCCAACACGCUCAGCAUCAGCUGCAAGGAGGAGCUGGAAGCCAUCCGUGACGCCCUCACCCCCCCGUUGGCCUGCGCUGCCUCCAAGAUCGGAGAUAUCGAUGCCUUGAAGGCCAUCCGAGAAAUGGGCAGUGACCUGAGUCUGGUGGACUACGAUGGGCGCAGCCCGCUGCACGUGGCAGCCUGUGAGGGCCACUUGGAGGUGGUGAAGUACCUCCUCGGCCAGGGCGCCUCCGUCCACGCAAGGGACCGCUUCGGGAACACGCCCCUGCGUAACGCCAUGCACUUCAGACACAAGGAGGUGGUGAGGCUGUUGAGGAGGACAGGGGCCCACCUCUCUACUGAUGAGCGGAAGGAAGCAGGAACAGAUCUGUACAGCCUGGCUGCCAGUGGAGACCUGGUGGGGCUGGAGAUGUGGAUGCUGGCCGGGGUGGACCCCUCCACUCCCGGCUACGACAGCCAGACAGCCAUAAGUUUGGCCAAGGCUACAGAGAACCUGGAGAUGAUGAAGCUUCUUUCCCAGAUCCCAGAAUUCGAGUAGUGAGGCCAGGCGUGUCUGCGGAGGUUCCUGAACGCCAAACCUGCGAAGCCUGUUGACCCUGCUGCAGCUAGAAGCCUGCUGGAGUUUCAGCCUGUCUAAGACGCAUUCUUCUGAUUGUUUUCAAUCUAAUUUCCGUCUGCCUCUCUCUUGACUGUGCUGCUGACGGCCUGCUGCCCCCCAUAUCCCUCCACUUCCUCCCCUGUCUGCCCUGGUCCUCAUCCCUCCCUCUCAUCCUCCCUGGUUAUGGCCUGGGUCUGGGUGGUCUGGGAAUCGAACUGGCAACCUUCAGAUUACUAGCUCGAUGCUCUACCCGCUCAGCCACCUGACUCCCGCUCAGCCACCUGACUCAGCCACCUUACUCCUUGAAAGCAACCUUACUGAAACUACCCACAACACUUCCUUCCUCCACUCAGCGAUGCUGCUUGAAAACACUGGUUGUUUCACCGAGCAACUGUUAGAUCGGUGUUCAUUUUAACUACCUUUUUUGGUGUUAUUAAUAUAAUUGAUCCAGGUCAUGGAGUCAGGGAUCUGUUACAUCGAGGCCUGUUCUAACAAUGAAUGUGUUAAGAACUGUUAGUGUUCAUUUGAAUGAAUUAGUAUUUUUGUAACCCAUCGUGAUUUGUGUUUUUAGCUUUAAAAUCACUAGACUUCUUAAAUAAAUGAUUGUC